Parnassius apollo (apollo) is the source of this 1014-nucleotide messenger RNA. NCBI's taxonomy places the organism in Eukaryota, Metazoa, Arthropoda, Insecta, Lepidoptera, Papilionidae. The record is from the annotation of a GenBank genome assembly.
AUGGAUUAUUAUUUUGAAGAAGUGUUCUGUAACAUGGACCGCGAUAGUUUAAACGAAAGAUUCAGAAGGCGAGAACUCGUCGAGUAUUUUAAUUCAGUUAUAUCAGGAUGUGCAAAAGGACAAAACAAAUCAGACAAUGUUACUUGCAAGAACUUCGUUACGUCCGCCCUUCGAUAUCAUAAUAAUUGUAAAUCAAAUAACGGCGACGUAUGUUUAAUGGGAAAGUAUCAUAACUUGCUAUAUAUAGCAAUGAAAUUGGCAUUCGAUUGGAGUUUACAAGAUAAUGGAGUGGUAGCAGCCUUACUAGAUGAACUUUACGCUUGUGAAGGCACAUUCGAAAGGAUUUUUCUAGGUGCAAUAUUUGGAACAUCAGCCCCGUAUUUCUUAGCAGGGUGGAAAUCGGACUUCAUGGACAGAGAAGAGAAUGUUCACGCCCUGGUUUUUUUUCUUGAUCAUGCAACCAAUGCUAAUUUAGAGUUCAAAGAAGGUGAAAAAACAUAUCGUUUUAUAGAUGUUCCUUUAGAGAGCUGCGGUAAAGCAUCGCCAGUUAGAGUUGUAAUACAAAUGGGGGCUGCUGAAAUUUUAAUGAUAUUACUCAGAUUUGGAGCUCGAAUAACAUCUGAUCACGUUUCUACGAAUCCCAUAGAAUCCAUUCUGGACAGGUUAAAAGAAUAUAAUCGGAAAUAUCCUUAUGAAUUAGUUACUUGUUUGAAAUUAUCUUUAAGAGCUGUACCGAUACUGAAUUUGACGGUAGAUAAAACCGCAUUUAAGCAUUUGGAGUUGCCAGAUGAUUAUAAUUAUCAAAGGAAAAUUGCCCUGGAAAAAUACGGUGAAAUACUUGAGGAUCAUUUGAUACCCAGCUCACGUUGUGGCUUACAACCUGUAGAAUUAAAGCAUCUAUGCAGAUGUUUGAUACGAAAGAUGCUGUGGGAAAAUUUUGAAUUGCCUUUUGGUAUACAAAAAUUACCAAUACCAUUAUCGUUACAAAAAUAUUUGGACUUACUCGAUGAUUAA